Molecule: messenger RNA, 1139 nt
Organism: Eucalyptus grandis
Lineage: Eukaryota; Viridiplantae; Streptophyta; Magnoliopsida; Myrtales; Myrtaceae
Exons: 4
Coding region: 61-303 (80 amino acids)
Source: RefSeq, a predicted model, not a curated record
UAAAAAGUAACCCAAACAAACUCCGACAACAGGGGAGACUCGCCCACGACUAUUCCAACAAUGACCUCAUCGCCGCCCUUAGCCGGCGGGCAAGUCCCAUCGCCGCCGCCGCUGCCGCCGAUCCACCAGAGCGACGCCGACGAGGACGACGAGAACGUGAAGCAGCUCCGCGAGUGCUCUGCUCUGUACCUGUCGCUGCAGGAUUGUCUCGUCAACCACAAUAGGAACUGGAAAUCGUGCCAAAAAGAAGUGCAAGCCCUCAAGGCGUGCAAUGAGAAGAGGAGCGGCAGAGGAGGGAAGUGAAGAUUCCACUCAGGUGGAGGCGAGGGAGGACUUCUUAGCUGGUACUGAAUGCUGCAUCGUGAACUGCGAGGUUGCUUCAUACCCAUUAUUUAGUUAACUUCAGGAAACAGAAAGUUGACCUCUUUUUGGAAAUUCUUCCUGUAGUGGGUGUUGAUGAGAGAAGUUAGUUGAUUUGAUUUGAUUGACGGAGCGAUAAGCACGGCUUGUGUAUCUCGAAUCGAAGGUCGAUGUGAUGAGAAUGUGGUUGGACAUUCUUAAUUUUGUUCGCAUGACAUCUGCCGGAAGAAUUCGGCAAGCCGAGCCUUUCCUCUUUGAUGAUAAACGCUUUGAGGUGGCUCUUGCAGUCUUUACUUUCCUGCUGGAAUUGACAAGUAGAAUGAGGCUAUCUCAUCCUACAAAAUUCAAUGGAGUUGGGUGCUCGAACUCCUAAGAAAUAGCCCCCUCCAAAUAUUGAAAAUGAUACUCCUGGUGCAUGUGGUGUCUGAAGGUGUGUCAUCCGAAUGCAGUCAGUUUUUCUUACAAAGUGAAUGUCAUGUACCGACUAUCAAGCCAUCCCUCCACUUUUGAAUGGGGACAUACAUGCAUGCGUUUUCUCCUUGGUGGGAUUCUUGGGCUUGCCCUUGUUGCUGUUCUGUUGUAGAUUGUUCAACUCUUUCCCUCUCUGUCUUGUCCCUCUUUUGCUUUGCUGCCUAUAAUACCCUGUUCUUUGCUUAUCUCUAGUUUGAAUACAGCUUGAAAAUGAUUUAUCUGGAUCAUGAGAGUUGUACCUUGAAGGGCCUUUAUCAGUUAGACAUUUUGUUGGGUGGAUAUCCUGAGAUGAUGACUCUAAUAUUGCA